GCUUCAAGGCAGAUAUUGUCCGCGCCCAGAGGUGUUACGUGGCCAAGGUGAAGUACCGGUGUGGUCUCUCCUCUGAGUGCUCCUAGGGUGGGUCCAGCCUCCUGCCGUCCGCGCUCCGGUAAAGAAGCCACGGUGCUGGCUGCGAUGCUUGGAUUGCAACUAAAGCAAAAGACGUUAACUCGUCAGUGCUGACGUUGCACCUCGCAGGCUGUGCUGGCUGCGCCCUUAUCUUCUCGCCUUUAUCUGCUGUGCUUGUGAACUGACCUAACCUCAAGUGGAGUAACUAGUGGUGAUAUGCUAUAAAAUCAUUUGAAGGAAGCUCUAAUCCAGUGAUGGAGUAGAGUCCAAGCUAACCCAGGGCAAGACCUUCCUUUUAUAAAACCUAAAUGACCUUUUCUUUAAUUGUAUUUCUCAAGCUUCUCCUUAAAGGAAUUUAACAGGAUGGAGUCUAGUGUGGGAUGGAGUCUAGUGUGGGUUGCCAAACGCUGAUGUCCUGUGGCUACAUGCUUUCCAGGGUCCUUCUGCGUUUAAAGGCAUGAGGCUACCACCAAAGGGCCCGUCACUCCGGCAGUAUCUCCUCAGACCGGUUUUGGUGCGAUAGGAAGUAACACGGGCUUGUCACAGACCGGAUGGCUUUUGCCCGUCGUACUCUCCGCAGAGGGUUUUUGCAGACAAGGAUGCAGAGUUUGCAGCCGGACCCCAAAGCCCAAUACAGGAGUGUGUACGAAGCACUGAAGAAAAUUGUUCUCACGGAGGGUUUCUGGAGGCCUUUACGUGGGAUUAAUGUCACCAUGCUGGGGGCUGGCCCAGCCCACGCAAUGUACUUUGCCUGCUAUGAAAAAAUGAAAAAGACUCUAAGUGAGACUAUUCAGCAUGGAGGAAACAGCCACUUGGCCAAUGGUAUAGCUGGGAGCGUGGCCACGUUACUCCACGAUGCAGUAAUGAAUCCGGCUGAAGUGGUGAAGCAGCGGAUGCAGAUGUUCAACUCCCCUUACAAAUCCGUCCUGGCAUGUGUAAGGACAGUGCAGAAGACAGAAGGGUUUGGUGCCUUCUACCGCAGCUACACCACCCAGCUCACCAUGAACAUCCCCUUCCAGGCCAUUCACUUCAUCACCUAUGAGUUCAUGCAAGAGCAAAUCAACCCUCGCCGGGAGUAUAACCCUCAGUCGCACAUCGUCUCCGGCGCCCUUGCGGGGGCUGUGGCUGGGGCGGCCCCCCCCCCCGUCUGCAAGACCCUGCUCAACACGCAAGAAAACAUGGCCUUGAGCUCGGUGAACAUCAGCGGGCACCUCUCGGGCAUGGUGAACGCCUUCAAGACUGUCUACCAGCUCGGGGGCAUCUCGGGGUAUUUUAGAGGGGUGCAGGCACGUGUCAUUUACCAGAUGCCUUCAACGGCCAUUGCGUGGUCAGUGUAUGAAUUCUUUAAGUACUUUCUCACAAAGCACAAGCUGGAGAAAAGAACAUCCUUUUGAAGGACUUAGCAAGAGUGAAUGCAAGCGUCCAUGUCCCCUCUGUGCGUGUCCGCGCCUGUGUGCGAGCCAGCAAGCUCUGGGUCUCUGAUAAGGAACGUACCAGGUUUCUGGUGGAUUCACAGCUGAAGUCCACUUUUCCCCUCUGGGGGAAGGAGGGUUUAAGUGGUCCUCAGUGACGUGUUCCCCUUGUUGCGCAAACAAUGAAAUAGAUUAUAAAGCAUUAUAAUAAUAUAUAUAUUUAAUUAAUAACUUUAUUUUGGAGACGUGAAUUUGCUAACUGAUAUUUUUCUCUGAAUAUGUCUGAAGAUGUAGUUUACUUCCUCACCAGGAGGCUUAGGUUUUACAGCCUAGGCUGUUUUUUUUACAGCAAAGAAGCAAAAUAUCCUGUCACAGAACUUUUUAUAUAAAUAUAAAAUAGAUGGAUAAUGUUUAUCCUUUAUUUUUCUAUAUAGACAUUUGGUUUGUUUUUUAAAUACUAUUACAGCUAGGUGCUGAGCUGUUUAAAAAGGGCUACAUUCUUCCACCACGUGUAAGGAAGACACGAGAGCAUUUAUUUUUAUAGCCAGAUUGGCUUUAAUUAUGCAGCAUUUGGACCCCGAUCAGUGGCCUGGUUUCUCAUGUGGAUGUCAAGGUACUUGGUAACCCCUUGAGACUUGCUGGGGAUGCAAGGAGAAGGAAUGGGGGCAAUACUUGCUUUGGGAAGCUAGGAGAUCGAGUGGAGCACCCAAAAGACCUGGUCACUUUGGGGCGGAGGGGAACUCUAUCAGUUCCUUUUAUUUUUUUUUUUACAAGGAAACUCUUAAUGUAGAUUUUACAGACUAGUAUUUUUUUGCAAACACUUUUUUUUUUUUUAAAAAGGUACAUUUUUAUGGUGUGUGUGAUAGCUAAACAGGCUUCAUCCUCUGUUAAUUUAUUCAUACUUUCACUAAGGGCCCGAUCCUGCUCGCAGGAGCAGCCCUGCACCUCCGGAUGGCUCACGGGGUCUGACCGGGCUGCAUCGAGCCGCUCUGCCCCGGCGCGCGGAGCAGAGCUUCGGUGUGGCGCUCGGCAAAAUCGUGCCUGCUUUGGAAGGGUAUCGAACUCUAAUCUUCCUCUUUUGGGGGAAAGCUCCUUUUGGGGGGGAGGAUGGCGCUUCCCUGUGCAUCCUUCGUGUUUCGCCUCGGUACGACGGCUCCU
Molecule: messenger RNA, 2648 nt
Organism: Struthio camelus australis
Lineage: Eukaryota; Metazoa; Chordata; Aves; Struthioniformes; Struthionidae
Source: RefSeq, a predicted model, not a curated record